Messenger RNA from Tetrahymena thermophila SB210, 8016 nucleotides. Its product is annotated as transmembrane protein, putative. The record is from RefSeq and is a predicted model, not a curated record. NCBI's taxonomy places the organism in Eukaryota, Ciliophora, Oligohymenophorea, Hymenostomatida, Tetrahymenidae. The transcript has 17 exons.
AUGAACUUCAGCAAGAUAAAUAGCUUCUUAUUAAGUUUGAUCACUCUCAUUAAUUUCAUAUUUUGUGGUCAGUGUCCCCUUUUACAGACAUAUGAAAAUCCUUAGAAGUAUUAAGGGUUUGUGGUAAAGAAUUACCUAAGAAUACCUCAAACUAAUGUGCUGGUUAUAAAUACAAUAUUUUAGUAAAAUUAAGAUUCGAGUAUAGUAUAUUAUAACGAUAUGUCCUCCUCUUCUGGUGAAAUUAUCAAUGUUAUCAAGCCCGACUAUGUGAUAAUAGAAAUGCUUUACAACUCUUAGAUUGAUUAAAUUGUCAUUUCGAAUUAUGACAACCUCAUCUUUGCAGACCCUUAUACUUUGAAGGCUUUGAGUUCUUUUUCUAUUCCAAAUCUUAUGACAAUUCAAUUUAUAAAAGGAACUAACUAUAUACUUAUUACUAACUAUUUUAAUCAAUUAUAAAUAUUUGAUUUUAUUUAGCAACAAGUUGUCUUAUUGAUGGAUAAUACAUCAUAAUUGUUAGUCUUUCCUGAUAAUUAAUGGCUAUAUCAAUAUUAUUCUGAUCUUUAUACACUUAAAAAUGGUGAUAAUAUAAUCGUGACCACUAACGAUAUGGGUGUUAUAGCUUGGGGAAUAGACCUUAAAUAAUUGAACUAUACCUUCUAUGGGUAUAUCUAAGAUUCCUUAGUUUAUGCUGAAAAAGAUGGAUAUAAAUCUUUCACAAAGCAUCCAACUGAAGAUAUUUUAUUUAUGGCAGGAAAAUACCUAGAAAUUACUGCAGUUAAAAUAAUUGACGCAAAAUAAGGUCUUUACAAAACUCUAUUUAAAACAUCAUUAUAUAACUAUUAGUUUCUUGAUGUACUUACUAACAUUGAGUUCGUUUACUUUAAUUACAAUGGACUUCCUUACCCUUGCUUAUGGGUAGGAGAAGAACAGUAUAUAUACUAUGCUUAUGUAUCAUUCAACAGUGAUUUUUCUUCUGCAUAUAUUACGAAUUAUGGGUGGAAUGAUGUUAAAAGCUAUUAUAGAUGGUACAAAAUAGAAGAAAAUACAGUGUUCUUUAUUUCUUCUUUGUAUUAUAUUACUAUUUUUAACUAUUAAACAUUUUAGUUCUCCUAUAACUUAUAUGUUUAUGGAAAUAAUUAUUGCAGAAGAUUUAUCAGAUAAUAAUAAGGAUAAACGGAUAGAUUUAUUCUCCUUGAUAAUAACGUGUUAUUGCUUUAUGAUAGAGGAAAUUUUGGUAUGUAUAAUGUAAAUACAUAAAAACCUACAUUAAGUAUUGGUCACCUUUAAACUUUUAGCACCUUCUAUUAAAUAAAAAAUAUCUUCGAUUGGUAUUUUGUCAAAGCAAGCACAGUUGUGAAUGGUUAAACAUAAAGUUUAGCUUUGAUUUUCCCUAUAUAUCCAUUAAACUAACACGAAUAUACAUCUAAUAUAACAUCUUCAUUCGGAUUAUAAUGGUAUAAUGUUAAUUUAAAUUUAGACCCUUACUUUUUAAAUGGUAAAGUUUGGGUCGCAGUAGCAUUUCCUCAUAAAGCAAAAACAGAAAACUAUCUUUUCCAACUCAUAAAUUGUUUGUCAACAACAGAAAGAUAUAAUCUAACGUCAAAUCAAACUGAUGUAACAUCUAUAUAAACAGCCUUUGCAAUAUCUUCCUUACAGAAUGCAAAUAACUAAGAGCUAAUAGGAGUUGAUAAUGCAGGUACUAUCUAUACAUGGGAUUUGAGUUAACCAACCAUACCCUUUAAGUCUUCAAUAAAUUUCAGCAUUUGUACUAAUUCUGUAAUUGGAGAAGUCUUUUACUAUUAAAAUAGCAAAUAUUUGAUUAUUUCUUGUUCUAAUAAUAAUGUAUAUUCUUUUAACUUGGCAACAGGAAGCUAUUAACUCCUCUCUAAGUUAAGUAGUUAACCAUUAGCUUUAAGAGCAUUUUCUUAGCCAUAGUUGGUAGCUAUAGGUGAUUAAAAUUAGGGUAUAGCUCUUAUUUACAAAUUCAACACAACAUCUUUGCAAUUUGACUUCUUUUUGUAGCUACAGUCAAAGAAAGUAUAAGAUAAAAUUAUUUUCAUUGAAAUGCUAAAUGAUUACACUAUUUGGGUAUAGUUUGGUCUUAGUAAUUUAUUCUAUUCAAUUUAAGACUGCUUGUCAGAUUCAAAGCUAUGCACUUAGUGUACACAAUCUUAUAGCUUUUAGGCUACUAAUAAAUAUGAUUAAAGUGGUGUCUAUGGAAUAGGUACUACGAAUAAACCAUUUACUACUUCCGAUAAUUUUCUUACUGCUAUGAUCAAAGCACAAUAUUACAAAUAAAUGGUAAAUGGAGUUUCAGAUAUGAGUGUAAAUAUUGUUAUACAACCUGGCUUCUUAUUGAAUUUAAAUCCUAACUUGAUGAAUUUUGACUUCAACAAAAUCAUUUAAUUGACCUUCUAAAGCAGCUAGCCUGGGACUUAUGCAAGUUUAGAAUAUUAAAACACACUAAAUUUGUAGAAUUACUAUUAAAUAAAUAUCUAAGAUAUUAUAAUUUAUUAUGGAUUAGACACAGAAUAAAAUAAUUGUGGAUUAAUAUUUUAAAAUAUUUAACAAGGAGUAUUCAUUAAUAAUAUCUAGUAAUUUACUUUAUUGUCAACCUCCAUCCCUAAAAGCUGUCAAUCGAUCUUUGUUGAAUAAACUUAGUUAACUAUUUUGAAAUACGAAAUAGUGGAAGAAGAUUUCACAAAUCAUUAGUCAGUUAUUAAUACUUUUAACUCUACUCAAAUAUAAUUAUUUAAUGUUUCCAUAAUUAAUUCAACUUUGGGACAAUCAUUUAGCUAUUUAUAGUAAUAAUCUGAUAUCCAAGUUAACAUUUAAAAUAUUACCCUAUCGGGUAAUAGUUGCUCAGAUAACGCAAAUUAAGAUGACAAUAUCAUUUCAGUACUUUUCUCUGCAGGACAGUACACAGUUAAUAACAUGCUUGUAAGUGGUAACACCUUUUGUAAAAAAUCAUUCUUUUCUACAGUUACAACUCUAACUCAAGCCAAUUAAGUUUUUUCAUUUAGCAACGUAAUUGUUUAAAAUAAUGUUUUUUAGGCAAGAACUACCUACAUAUUUUUUGAUGCUUUUUAUUCUAUGAAAGCAUCUCCUUCUCAUGAACUGGAUUUAAAUGGUGUUUCGUUUGUAAAUAAUCAUCUAUUCUAAUAAAGUAGUGAAGAUUUAAAUACAGCCUAAUAUUUUUAGACUAGCAAAAUUGCCAAAAUAUAAAUUUAAAAUACUAAUCUAACUGAUCAUUUUGACAUUUAACUUGGAUUAAUAGAAAAUGCUAAUUCGAUUUAAAUAGAUACAUUUUAUUGCUAAAAUGAUGACGAAUAUCUUGCUAAAAUUCCCAGUAAAAUUACAGCAGGAUGUCUAUAAAUGAAGGAAAUAUAAUAGGCCAACUUUAAUUAAAUUUAAGUCACUAAGAAAAAAUCUUAAGAUUCUAAUUUAAUAAAAAUUCAAAAUAGUGAAGUCUAACAAGCAAACUUAACAAUUACAAAUGGUAUGUUUAGUGACUUAUAACUAUAUUAAAAUAGUGUAAAUACAGAAGCUAUACCUUUGUAUAUUGUCAGCGGUUAUGAUAUCCAAGUAGUUUUAGAUAAUUGUACAUUUUAAAACAUAUUUUUGAAGAGUAUCCAAUACACUUUAACCUUCUCUAGUACAGCACUAUAUAUUUUGAACUAUGUUGGUUCUAUAACUAUUAAAAAUAGCCAAUUUUAAAAUUCAUACAGUAACUCUCUAUAUGGAUUUGCCUACAUUUAAACCUAUACAUUAACAAUAGACAAUGUUUCAUUUAAUAACUCUACAUUUACUAACGAUAAUUCUUUGUCUUUGUUCAAUUCUCAAGGAAGCAUGAUUAAUGCAAAGGCCUAAAAUAUAACUAUAAUGAAAACUAAUUUCACAAAGGCCACAGCAUCUAAAGGAGCAUUUCUAUAUUUAGUCUCUUUUGGUGAAAUAUUCUACCUUAAUUUUACUAAUACUAUGUUUAGCGAAGGGUAUGCUUCAUUAGAUGGUGGAGCUGUGUUUAUUGAUGAUGGAGGCUAAAUCCUUUAGAUGAAUUGCCAAAAUUGUCAAUUCAGUAAUAUAUAUACUCUAUUUGGCAGUGCUUCUACUAUUGCAUCACAAAAAUACGCAGAGCAGCAAGUUAAUUAGUAGAAUACUAUCUCGUUUUAAGGAGGAUAUAUUAAAAAUGUAAAAGGAAUAGCAGAUAGCUACUUUAUUGAUGUAAAUAAUGCAGGAAUAUAAUUUUAAAAUAUAAACUAAAUUCUAUCAGAAGAUUUUAGUUCAAACUCAAUGGCUCAUAGCUAGUUUAUCAACAGAGCAAAAAAUCCAUAAUAGUCAACACUUGUUAAUUUACUAAAUUCAAAUUUAGUAAUAAAUAAAUGUAAUAUUACUAACAUUUAUAUUGAGUCUCAAUCUGCUACAUUCCCAUUGUUAAUUAAUUCUUAAAACUCAUCUGUAAAAAUAAGCAAUAGUUAAAUACUGAACUCAACAUUUACAACAAGUAUGAUUUAUUCAAGCUAAAGCUAAUUAGAUUUUUCUUAAUUAACUGUCCAAAAUGUUAGCUAAAAGUUCUCUUAAAGUAGAUUGAUUUAGUAAGAUAUAUAUCAAACACCUUAGGCAAUUUCUUCAUCUUUGAUAGUUACAACUUAAUCUAUAAUUAAAGUAUAUCAAGGAAGUCUUUUCUCUAAUAUAUAAUGCAAUACUAACUGUAAUGGUGGAGCAUUUUAGGUUUCUUAAGGAACUCUAAAUAUUGAAAACACAGUUUUCUAACAAAUUCAAUCAACUUUUGGAGGCGCUUUAUUUAUCUAAGGAAUAAAUAACACAAAUCAAAUAUCAAAUACUUAAUUUUUAAACUGUAAUUCUUAAAGUGAUGGGGGAGCAAUUUAUUUGACUGCUCUUUAAAAUGAUAAAUUUUCUCUUAACUUGGAUCAAACUACUUUUAACGGAAACGAAUGCAAUGUAAGAGGUGGUGCUAUGUACAUAAGUUCUGAAAUAUUAAAUUCUGCUCAAUAAAGUGUCUAAAUGACUAACUCGAAAAUUAUUAAUAAUAAAGCAGGUAUUGGAGGUGGAAUUUAUUAGUAGAAUUUAUCUGUUGACACAUAAAAAAAUAACGUUCUUUCAAGUAAUGUUGGCUAAAUUUACGGAAGUGACGAAGUUUCUUAUCCUUCAUAGCUGAGAGUUAGCAAUAUUGAUUCAUUUUUGCAGCUUAAUAACGGUGUUGUAGAUAAAGAUCAUAUUGUUAUCAAUAAUUUUAGGAGCGGAGCUAAUUUAUCUGACAUUUAAUUUGUAUUGCUAAACAAUAAAAGUGAGAUAGUUUAUCCUAUUACAUCAGAAGAUUACAACACCUUUUAAAUAGAUGUUAAUAUUGAUCAAAAAACCAAAGAUUUAUCCUCAUAUUCAGUCAGUGAAAAUAUUUUCGCAAAAUAUGAUCCUCUGCUCAAAGCUUUCAAAUUUGAUAAUAUUAGCAUUACAGGUUUACCAGGUUCAUCAGCUAAUAUUUAAUUUACUUCUAAAUAGAUUUACACAUUAGACUAAAAUACAUAAACAUUCAUUUAAAAUUACACUUUCAAUAUUCUUAUUCAGUUUAGACUGUGCGGCCCUGGAGAAUAAAUUGCAAAGCUAGAUCAGGUAACAUAGUGCUAAAUUUGUCCUGUAAAUUAUUAUUCUUUUGAUGUUUCAAAUUGCUAAGAAUGCCCACAAGGAGCUACUUGCAACGGAGGAACAAAUGUUGUUGCAAAUGCAGGGUAUUGGAGAAAAACUAACAUCAGUAACAUAAUAAUUGAUUGCUCUAAUCUACCUGAUAACUGUGUUGGCGGUAGUUUUGGUAACAAUAUUUGCUACGAAGGUCACAUAGGAGCACUUUGUGAAGAAUGCGAUAUUCAUGGAGAGCACUGGGGUAAACCUUAUGCAAAAUCAGCAAAAUAUUCAUGUACAAGAUGUGAUUAGAUUAAAGGAAAUGUUUGGAUAGUUGUCUUAAUGACUGUUUGGACAUUAGUUUCUAUGUGUUUAGCAAUAAAGGGAGAUGUUGAUGUUUUAAGAGAAAAAGUAGCUGUUUUGACUAUUUAAAAGCACAUGAUGAUGAGAAGAAAAACUGUAAGCCUAACUAGCAAAGAAAAAAGACAAAAUUUUAUGACUUAAAAAAACAGAUUUUCUUUUAGUUAAAUAGAUAACAAAUAUCCAACUAGGACAUCAAUCCCAUAAAUCCCAUCCUAAAAGAGUAUAGGCAUGCAAUUUAAAACUGAUGAAGACAAGUCUGGAAUUUUCAUCAAAAUGUUAACUAACUAUGUUCAAAUUGUUGGAUCGAUAGCAACUUUUAACCUUUCAAUUCCUUCAGGUAUUUUUGAGUUUCCUUAAUCAGUAGGAUAGCCUCUAAAGUAAACUAUGAAUUCUCUUGACUGUGCUUUGGAAGAAUUAAAUGCAAGUAUGCCAAUUAUAUAUCUUAGACUUUUAUUUUCUCUAAUGAUUCCAGUUGUCUAUAUGAUUUUAUUCUUAACCUGUAUGCUGAUUUAUUAUUUAGUGAAAAAAUGUAAAAAGAGCAAGUAGGAGAAGUAGCAAUUUCCUUGGUAUAUUUUAACUACUGCUAUUAUGUUUUUAAUUAUUUACAUUCAACCUGACCUAGUUGCUUAAAUUAUUGCUCUUCUUUCCUGCAGAUAAAUUGGUGACACUAAAUAUAUUUUGUCUAAUGUUUCGUUUGUGUGUUAUACUAGUUAGCACUACUUAUAUGCCUUAUCACUUGUUGUUCCUAUGUUAUUAGUAUGGGUGUUUAUACUACCUGGUAUAUUAUUCUUUUUGCUUAGAAGAAACAAAGAAAACUUAGAAUCUAUCGAAAUUAAAUUGAAAUAUGGAUUUUUAUACAAAGAAUAUUAAAAUUACGCAUUUUAUUGGGAAUUUGUCAAAAUGGCUGAGAAAUUAGCUAUUAUUUUAGCUUUAAAUUUUUACUCUUAAAGUAUUGUCACAAAAGGUAUCCUUGUUUUUAUUGUUAUCACUGCUUACGGAAUUCUUUCUAUGAUGAUUCAUCCUUAUUAAGAGUCAGAUAUAAAUGAAAUUGAUGUUAAUUCAACAAAUGUAUGCGCUUUGACAGUUCUUUUGGGCUUAUUUAUGUAUGACAAUUAGUUCUUCUAUUUCGUGUACACCUCAUUAGCACUGAUUGUAAUAAUCAAUUUAUGGUUCAUUUUUAAGAUCUUAGGCAAAAUAAUUAGUGGUUAUAUUCCAAAGAUCAAGGCAGCAAUAGAAACAAUAGUUGAAGCUCUUUCAAAGAAAAUAUCCUUCUUUAAGAGAUAUAAGAAGAAAGAGCAAUAGAAAAAGCAAAUGAAGCCUGAAGUAAAACAAAAAUAUUAAGCUUUAUUCAAGAAAAUUUUAGCUCUUAAACCAUAAGAAAAGAAGAAGAUUUUCUUAAAUAUUAUUUAAAUGCAAAUAGUUGAAUCUUAUAAACACAUCUUUGGAGAACACGAAGAUGAAGAAAUACAUUUAGUGGAUAAAGAUAAACAAUAAGAAAAUCAACAGCCAGAUAAAUAGUUAGAGGUCAAGUAAAAUUUGCAAUAAAAAAGUUAGCGAGAUAGCUUAAAUUAGAAAGAAAUAUCUAUUGAAAUCUCACCAUAAAUUAAUUACAGAAACACAGUAGAGUAAUUAAAAAUUUCUGAUACCAAUAACGUCAAUGAAAUUGAAAUGCUUAAAUUAGAUAAUAACUAUACUUACCAAGAAACAAAAGAAGAAUUCACAAAUAGGAAUAUCAAUUUUGAUUCAAAUGCUAGGCUUUUUAAUCUUAAAUAAAGAAAAAAUCCUGAAUAAAAUUUUAAUCAAUUAUAAAUUGAAAAUAAACCUAGCUCGAAUGAUAAUAAGCUAGAUCAGAUAAAUUACGAGGGAGAUUCUAAAGAUAUUAUUCCAAAUACUCAACAAAACUACAGUGAUUCCAGUCAUAGCAAGUCUGAAGAAAGUGAACCUAUUGAUCAUGAGCAAAUAGAGUUGGACAUGCAUGAAGGAGAUAAAAAUGUCACUUAUUUAUAAAAUAAAAAUUGA